This is a messenger RNA of Talaromyces atroroseus, 1623 nucleotides long. RefSeq lists its product as hypothetical. The record is from RefSeq and is a predicted model, not a curated record. Bases 1 to 1623 code for a protein of 540 amino acids. NCBI's taxonomy places the organism in Eukaryota, Fungi, Ascomycota, Eurotiomycetes, Eurotiales, Trichocomaceae. Gene Ontology annotation, molecular function: flavin adenine dinucleotide binding; oxidoreductase activity, acting on CH-OH group of donors. The transcript has a single exon.
AUGACGACGCAAACCGAUUAUGACUACGUUAUCUGUGGAGGUGGCCAUGCAGGCUGCGUUCUGGCUUCACGCCUGUCCCAAGCCGGCCACAGUGUAAUUCUGAUCGAAGCCGGACCCGAAGAUUACAGCGAGCAGAUUAUGAGCGCUACGGGGGCCCCGCAUCUUCUUGGAUCUUCGUUCGAAUACAAUGUCUACACGACGAAGCAGCCGGGGUUUGGGGACCGAUCAGUCCCGAAUCACGGAGGAAAGCUGCUGUCGGGCUCUACAGGAGUGAACUUUGGAUUAUGGACUCGCGGCCACUCAGUCGACUACGAUGUAUGGGCCGAGGCUGUAGGCGAUGAGCGCUGGAGUUACAAGAAUAUGCUCCCUUAUUUCAAAAAGGUAGAAACCCAUUAUGACCCCAAUGGCAAUCCCGCGCUGCAUGGCUUUACUGGGCCCAUUUCGACAACUGCCGGAGCUCGCACAUACCCACUGAGGGAGACUAUCAGAACUGCAUUCGCAUCCGCCGGUCUGGAGUACAAUCCUGACACUAAUAGCGGCAAUCCACUCGGCUUUGGAAAAUUCACGGAGAAUUGGAGAAACGGACAGCGGCAGCCCGCAGGCAAAGCAUAUGACUUGUCACGGGCGGUCGUUUUAACUGACAGCGUCGUCGCGUGCAUCCUCUUUGAAGGAGAUGAGCAAAAGACGGCAGUGGGAGUAAGCUUGACCAAUGGGUCCCAGUACAGAGCCGAGAAGGAGGUGAUCGUUAGCUGUGGAGCACUCAAAACUCCGCAGCUUCUGAUGCUAUCAGGGAUCGGGCCGGAGAGCGAACUCUCGAAGCACAACAUCAAGCCCAUUGCGAAGUUGCCUGUGGGUGAGAAUUUCCACGACCAUGUUGCCGCUUCGAUCUUUUGGAAGCUCAAGGAUCCGGAAAGGGGUCUUUCUCUGGGCUCGCCGCUCUUCAACAAACCAGAAUUCCGGCAUGGCAAUCCAAUGGAAUGGAUUGCCACCAUCACAACUCCACGUGAGAAGCUCGUCACUGCAGCUGCGGCAGACAAGAUCGACGCACAAGAUCCCUAUUUGAGCAAGGGGCCUCGAGCUAAUGCUGAAGUCUUUGUAUGUUACGGCCCAAUUGGCAGCUAUGGCUCGGGGUUUCAUCUUGUGCCGGAUGGCACUGUCAUUGCCACGCCCACGGUUCUGCUGCUACCGACUAGCCGUGGGAAGCUGGCAUUGGCUGAUACUAAUCCUCUGUCAAAUCCUAUUCUCGAUGCGCACUAUCUGCAAACCGAGACCGACCGCGAGGCCAUGCGGACUGGUGUUCGGCUAUGCCUGAAGAUCAUGGAGACAGAAGCUGCCCGAGAGAUCGUCGAAGGAGAAAUUCCCCCUCCCGGCUAUCCUACGAUCAGCAGUACUUCUACCAAUGCUGAGAUCGACAGACGUGUUGGUAUCAUGGGGAAUACUUUCUUCCAAAACGCUGGUACGGCAUCCAUGGGUGCGGUCGUCGACACUCAGUGCCGUGUCAAAGGCGUCAAUAAUUUACGUGUAUGUGAUGCUAGUGUAAUUCCGACGCCUAUUGCUGGGCAUUACCAAGCACCGAUGUAUGCUUUUGCUGAAGCAGCUGCCGAUAUCAUUCUCGGUGAAUGA